AUGGUUUCGUUAGAGACAUUGACCCCAUUCCAGGACAAACCAAUUGAGCCUCGGCAGUUUCAGGUCAUUUCAACUUGGAGCUUCACAGCAGCAAGGUACAUUCGCCAUUUCGAAUGGAUCUUUGGUCUAGAGUACGAUGCCUUUCCUUACACCAGCGAACUUAAUACAAUGUCAGUCUCGAAGGAUAUCCGACAGUAUCUUGAGGAAGGCUUUUUAAUUUUUAUCCCGACCGCCGAUGACUUGGAAAGAGCCUACGAGAUGUUGAUCUACAAUAACUAUCGUCCUCGCGAUCCCGACGAGCGCAAACGUUUUGAGGAUUUUGGUACAGGUCCAUGGGAAUAUACUAUUAUACCAGGACGGUGGGACACACGGACCAAGAAGAGCGAGUUUUUACCGCCGUUAUUCGAUUGUUCAUCCGAUGGCACCCUCGUUCCUUUCUCUUUCGAUGACUGUGACUACGACACUCUUCCGCGAUUCACCUCCGCUGUGCAUCCCCUCAUAGUUGUCAUGUUCCACCGCAUGAACAUACCAGACAAUCAUCCUUCCAGGACUAUCCAGGAGAAACUCAUCGAGCCACUGAAAAAGGUUUUCCGCAAGUGGCCGCAAUGGCAGCAUAACCGUUUCUUGCCUAUGCCUAACACCAAAUUCAAGCGCGAAUAUGACGUGGGACGGAAGAUAGUUUGUCGAUGCAUCUACUGUUCCAAAAAUACCCCCAGCACCUCUACUGCCUCUUCAUCCGAAUUAGAGGAUACAUGCACGGACGAUGAAGAAGAAGUGGAGAAAGAAGGUCGCGAGGAGGAUUAUAAGGAGCUAUCUCGUAUAGCGAACGAGAGAAUCUCAGUAUGGAGAGGGUGUUUAGAGGGAGUUGCGUCCAUUCACGAUGAUGUCAAACACGACGAUAUAUUGGACCGGUACGCUCAGGAGUGUACGGAUGCUGCCGACAAGGUAAUGCUUAGGCAAGAAGAAGAGCGGGUCAAGCGAGAGGCACUGGCGGCACUGGAUAUGCAAGGGGACUUUCCGUUGAAAAAGAAAUCUAGAGUUGUCUAA
Molecule: messenger RNA, 1047 nt
Organism: Marasmius oreades (fairy-ring Marasmius)
Lineage: Eukaryota; Fungi; Basidiomycota; Agaricomycetes; Agaricales; Marasmiaceae
Exons: 4
Coding region: 1-1047 (348 amino acids)
Source: RefSeq, a predicted model, not a curated record